ACCAAUCGAAUACAAAGGCCCCAUGAGUGCUGUUUAUAUUGAGAAGUUUGUUCGCCGGGUGAUGAAACCACUUCUCUACAUCCCAUCUCAAUCAGAAUUGCUAGAUUUCCUCUCGAACUAUGAGCCUGGAGUACUCGGCUACUUUGAGUUCAGUGGCUCCCCUCAGCCCCCUGGUUACUUGACCUUCUUCACCUCAGCACUGCACUCUUUAAAGAAAGAUUACCUAGGAACAGUACGAUUUGGGGUUAUCACAAAUAAACAUCUUGCGAAACUGGUAUCCUUAGUACACUCUGGAAGUGUGUAUUUACAUAGACAUUUCAACACAUCACUUGUCUUCCCCAGGGAAGUAAUGAACUUCACAGCUGAGAACAUCUAUAAGUGGGCCUCAGAAAACCAGGAGACCCUGUUCCGAUGGCUACAGCCCCAUGGAGGCAAGAGUCUGCUGUUGAACAAUGAGCUGAAGAAAGGACCAGCACUCUUCCUAUUCAUACCUUUUGAUCCCUUAGCUGAGAGGCAUCCUCUCCUGGAUGAGAUCACCGAAGUGGCCUUGGAGUACAAUAACUGUUAUGGGGACCAGGUGGUGGAGCGCCUCCUUCAGCACCUUCGGCGGGUGGAGGCACCUGUGUUCCAAUCCCUGGCACCAGAGCUGCCAGCCCCAUUGCCUGAUGUUCAGCUGAUGGCAGCGUCCCCCUGCUGCAACACAGUGGUGCUGCCACAGGGGCCAGCCCUCUCCAGGACCCACAAUGUCUGUGAGCUAUGUGUCAACCAGACAGUGGGUGGUACCAAGCCAAGCUCAGUGAGCGUGCCACAGUGCAGCUUCUUCGAGAUGGCAGCUGCUCUGGAUUCUUUCUACCUCAAGGAGCAGACUUUUUAUCACAUGGUGUCGGGCAGCACAGAAUGCAGCAAUUUUUUAACCUCCUACAGCCCUUUCAGCUACUGCUCUGCAUGUUGCAGGACCAUAUCCCGGGGCAUGGCAAGCUUCACUGGCUCUGAACAGGAUGUUUUUACAGCCCCGGCUAUCACAUUCUCUUCCCUUGAGAAGAACUGUGAGGCUGCUGCCCCAAGCUCCAUUCCUCACAUUGAGGAGAACGGGUACCACCUCCCUGAAGUGGGCCUCACUAGCACAACCUUCACAGGCCUGAGCUGCAGAACCAACAAGACCCUGAAUAUCUACCUUUUGGAUUCCAAUUUAUUUUGGUUAUAUGCAGAGAGACUAGGUGCGCCAAGCUCUGCUCCUGUAAAGGAGUUUGCCACAAUUGUUGAUGUGAAAGAAGAAUCGCACUAUAUCUUGGACCCCAAACAAGCCCUCAUGAAGUUCACUCUAGAGUCUUUUAUUCAAAACUUCAGUGUUCUCUACAGUCCCUUGAAAAGGCAUCUUACUGGAAGUGAUUCUGCCCAGUUUCCGUCUCCCCAUUUAAUCACUGAAGUGACAACUGAUACCUUCUGGGAAGUAACCCUUCGGAAACAGGAUGUUCUACUGCUCUAUUACACAAAGUGGUGCGGCUUUUGCCCGUCUCUCAAUCACAUCUUCAUCCAGCUAGCUCGACUCCUGCCAGAAGAUACAUUUACUGUGGCUAGGAUUGAUGUGUCUCAGAAUGAUCUUCCUUGGGAAUUCAUGGUUGACCGUCUUCCUACUGUUUUGUUUUUUCCUUGCAAUAGAAAGGACCUAACUGUGAAAUACCCUGGAGACCUCCCCAUCACCCUUCCAAAUCUGUUGAGGUUCAUUCUGCAUCACUCAGACCCUGCCUUGGCCCCUCAGGACUUUGACAUCAGCCCUCCUACCCAAGAAUGUGUUCAGAAUGAGGCAGUCCUGCAGCAGGAACACAUCUCUCACGUGGAGAAUGCCAUGCAGAAGCUAAGAUCUGAGAUGAGCAGCCUACGCCGUACACAAGAGAAGGUAGAGGGCCGGCUUUUUAGUGCCCGCAGGGAUGGGCACCGCCUGCUACGCCGGCAGCGUGCUCUGGAGCAACAGCACAGGUUGCUCCGUCGCCACAGCCAGAAACUGCAGGCCCUAUAUGUGCAGAAGGCCCGUGAGCUUCAAGAGCUGGCCAGUGCCUCAGAGAACCCCCUCCCUGAGCACACAUGGCUCAAGAUCCUUGUGGCCACUAUGGAGAGGGAGCUGGAGGGCCAGGGUGAAGCUAAGGAACCAGCCCCUCUGGAAAAGGUUCACCCCAACCACGCUAAGUUACCUGGUGACACCCCCCCACCUUCUACCACCAGCUCCACUCUGGCACCAGAGAGGAAGCAUGAGAACAGGACAGAGUAACUUUUGAAUGAGAUGAAGGAAUCAGAGGUGAAAACUGUACAUUGGGAAUAUAUUUAUGCAAAUUUUAUUGAAAUUUAUUGUAAAUAAAGAUUUUUCUCAGUGGUCUAGAAAAUGAA
Messenger RNA from Phodopus roborovskii (desert hamster), 2382 nucleotides. RefSeq names its product thioredoxin domain-containing protein 11-like. The coding region runs from base 23 to 2266 and encodes 747 amino acids. The transcript has 9 exons. The record is from RefSeq and is a predicted model, not a curated record. Lineage: Eukaryota; Metazoa; Chordata; Mammalia; Rodentia; Cricetidae.